UGAGACGCUGUAUUGACGUAUGAGAUCCUUCUACAGAGGGGCAAAAAAUACCCUACUUCUUGCUGCUAAAACCUUUUGCUCUUAUGCUCACAGCCGCACAGAACAGAAAGAGGAACUAACCAGAGAAAUCAAAUACACAGCAAUUUUACGUUAGUCAUCAAAGCUUAAGCUGAUACUAAAAUGGAACCAGAAGUGAGUAGAGAGUUAGAGAAGAAGAUCGCAAAAAGAGUGCGCAAGAUAUUGGAGCGAGAAAACCUGUACCAAAUGACUGAGAAAAAGGUUAGAGAAAUAGCAUCAAAAGAACUUGAGAUUAGUCUCGUUAAUGAGCCGUUCAAGGCGAUUGUUAGUCGUGCCGUUGAAGAUUUCUUGGUAAAACUCAGAAAUCAGACCCAAAAAACCAGUCUUCAGGUCCAAGAAGAGUUUAAGGCAAAGAGAAGAUCAAAGUAGAUCCUAGUCCUAGUGCAUUUGAGAUGUAAAUUUUUGUUGGAAAGAAACUUACCUGACUAUAGCUCAUCUCCUGCUGCAAGUCAGCAACCAGUAUGUUGUUGUCCGGUCUUCCUUGGACGACAUUUAGACAAAAAAAGGCAGAACCUUUGAGAUGAUACUCUGUGAAUGUGAACCAGGACUAAUUCUGGUAAUUUGUGCUGUUGAUCUCUUUCAGUAAAUUAGGAAGAGUGGCUAAUGAUGUUGUAGCAGUGUCAUUUCUCUUUUGUUUUUAUCUUUAAGAGUUGUCUAGCAUAGAAAAUUCCCACUUGAAACUGCCCUCCGCUUUCUUAGUUAGGUAUUGAUACAGUAAUUAUACAAAAGAAAUGCCGGUAAACAUCUUUAAUUUA
Messenger RNA from Ricinus communis (castor bean), 833 nucleotides. RefSeq names its product mediator-associated protein 3. The coding region runs from base 181 to 447 and encodes 88 amino acids. The transcript has 2 exons. NCBI's taxonomy places the organism in Eukaryota, Viridiplantae, Streptophyta, Magnoliopsida, Malpighiales, Euphorbiaceae. The record is from RefSeq and is a predicted model, not a curated record.